UAGGGCUGAGGUCACACGUGUUGAGUUGAGAGAGCACAGAGAGAAGCACCCUUACCCAACAAUCCAUCACAAGGACCUGAUGAAGCAGAUGCAGCACACAGAGACACAACCAGACCACAAGACUCAUGAUGUCCAGAGUCAGACAGAGGAACAGGAGCAGGGUGCGGAGGGGGGGAAACUGGCUGCAGAGGAGCAGCAGCAGAAACAGCAGCCAGGCUUUGACAUGAUCUACACCAUAGAGGAUGUCCCGCCUUGGUACCUCUGUAUUCUACUGGGCCUCCAGCACUACCUGACGUGUUUUAGCGGGACCAUUGCUGUGCCCUUCCUGCUAGCGGAGGCCAUGUGUGUGGGAAAGGACCAGUACACAGUCAGUCAGCUGGUGGGAACCAUCUUCACCUGCGUGGGAAUCACCACGCUUAUACAAACCACCUUUGGAGUCAGGUUACCUCUUUUCCAGGCCAGUGCUUUUGCUUUCCUCAUCCCUGCUCAAGCCAUCCUAGGGCUUGAUAGAUGGAAAUGUCCCUCUGAAGAGGAGAUCUAUGGGGACUGGAGUCUUCCUCUGAACACCUCCCACAUCUGGCACCCAAGGAUGAGAGAGAUCCAGGGUGCCAUCAUAGCAUCCAGUGCCGUGGAGGUGGUUAUCGGGCUGGUGGGUCUCCCUGGUAUCCUGCUGAACUACAUUGGGCCCCUGACCGUCACCCCCACCGUGUCCCUCAUCGGCCUGUCUGUCUUCCAGACCGCUGGGGACAGAGCCGGCUCUCACUGGGGCCUCUCAGCACUGUGCAUCUUCCUCAUUGUGCUGUUUGCUCAGUACCUGAGGAACUGGUCUUUCCCUCUCCUCACCUACAACAGGAAGAAAGGCUUCAGCACCGUCAGGUUCCAGAUCUUUAAGAUGUUCCCGAUCAUCAUGGCCAUCAUGUUGGUGUGGCUGCUGUGUUACAUCCUGACCCUGACCGACGUGCUGCCCAGUGACCCCAGCCAGUACGGACAGAAGGCACGCACCGACGCCCGUGGUGACAUCAUGACCCUCUCCCCCUGGUUCCGCGUCCCCUACCCCUGUCAGUGGGGGUUGCCCACAGUGACCAUCGCCGGAGUGCUGGGCAUGUUCAGUGCCACACUAGCUGGCAUUGUAGAGUCUAUCGGGGACUAUUACGCCUGUGCUCGCCUCUCAGGGGCACCUCCGCCACCUGUCCAUGCCAUCAACAGGGGUAUCUUCACAGAGGGUGUGUGUUGUAUUAUAGCAGGACUGCUGGGUACAGGAAAUGGCUCCACCUCCUCCAGUCCCAACAUUGGAGUUCUGGGAAUCACUAAGGUGGGCAGCAGGAGAGUGGUGCAAUACGGUGCAGCCAUAAUGUUCCUGUUAGGAACAGUGGGGAAAUUCACUGCCCUCUUCGCAUCGCUGCCUGACCCCAUUCUAGGUGGCAUGUUCUGCACCUUGUUCGGUAUGAUCACGGCUGUGGGCUUGUCCAACCUGCAGAGCGUAGACCUCAACUCCUCUAGGAAUCUCUUUGUCCUCGGUUUCUCCAUGUUCUUCGGUCUCAUGCUGCCCAGUUACCUAGACUUGCACCCUGGCUGCAUCAAAACAGGAGUUGCAGAGGUGGAUCAAAUCCUCACAGUGCUCCUAACCACUGAGAUGUUUGUUGGAGGCUUUCUGGCGUUUGCGCUGGAUAACACCAUCCCAGGCACAAGGAAGGAGAGAGGGCUGUUGGACUGGAAGGCUGAUGAGAGCAGUGGGGGAAGCUCAGCGAACAUGCAUACUACUUACGACUUCCCUAUUGGAAUGAGCUGCGUCAGGAAGAUCAGCUGCCUGCGCUAUCUCCCCAUCUGCCCCAGCUUCCAAGGCUUCAGGCAGCGCAGACGGAAGGACAGCAUGCAGGAAAACAAGGAGGAUGAAUUAAGAGAGAGGACUGAGAGUGUACGCAUGGACACAACAAUGAACUUGUCCUGCACCAAAGUAUAGUAACAGUCCAAUGAUUCAUCUUUAUAUUAUUUUUAUACUGAGCUGUGUUUUUCACAGCUAUUUAUUGUUUUGGACACUUACAGAUAUAAUCGAGAAAUUCAAGGUCUGCAAUUGGAAAUCAGGACCAUGCACAAUGAUGGCGAUGUUGUUUAAUGGUGAUGCAUUGUUGUGACUGGAAUAUUAUUUAUUAGAGCACAUUCCUCACCAUUUAUUUUGGUGGUUUGGUCUACCAUCACCAUUUUUAUACUCACCACUACGUAUUUACAGCGUCUUAUGAUUGAUCUAUGCUGAAGAACAAAGAGCCAUAUAUUCAGAAGCAUACUGACCCUUAUGCUUGUAUGUAGACUGUAUCUGAAGAAGCAGAGACAACAUUAGCAGUGUUUUUUUAUUAAGUCUUUAUUGUGUACAAAAUGAACAAGUGAUUAUAGUGUAUCUCAUCUAAUGAUCUGAACACAAGCAAAUCUGAGGUAAUGCAAAACGGUUAUGAUAUAAAAUGAAAGUGUAAUAUAUUAAAACAUUCCUAUUUUUGACUAUGUAAAAUGUUUGUUUACAUUAUUAAGGGAUACAAUAAAAUGUUAAAACAGA
Molecule: messenger RNA, 2545 nt
Organism: Coregonus clupeaformis (lake whitefish)
Lineage: Eukaryota; Metazoa; Chordata; Actinopteri; Salmoniformes; Salmonidae
Product: solute carrier family 23 member 1
Exons: 14
Coding region: 80-1960 (626 amino acids)
Biological process (GO): transmembrane transport
Cellular component (GO): membrane
Molecular function (GO): transmembrane transporter activity
Source: RefSeq, a predicted model, not a curated record